Messenger RNA from Phycomyces blakesleeanus NRRL 1555(-), 1381 nucleotides. RefSeq lists its product as hypothetical. Lineage: Eukaryota; Fungi; Mucoromycota; Mucoromycetes; Mucorales; Phycomycetaceae. The coding region runs from base 413 to 1381 and encodes 322 amino acids. The transcript has 2 exons. The record is from RefSeq and is a predicted model, not a curated record.
AUUCUUUCUUUAUUGUCUUUAUCUAUUUUACAGAUCAGUCAGUACUCCAUUGAAUAUCUCUUAUUUAUUAUUAUUUCUACUAAAAUAUAUUCUUAUAUAUAAAAUAAAGAGGUGGUCCAGCUUUGGUGAAAACAACAAUAGCCAAAGUUUUGCAAGGAAAGAAACAAAAAUCUAUAUAUUUCCUUGUCUACAGAUUUCAAAGCCUUUUUUUCUUCUUCUUUUUCUUUUAUAUAUACAUUAUAUAUUUAUUUGGUAUUUGAUAUUUGAUAUUUGAUAUUUUUAUUAUUCACCAAUUCAUUUUAAACCAAUAGCCUUUCCUUUUUACUUUAUCUUUUUUAUUCAAAAAAAACAAAAAACAAAACAAAUAGCAACAACAACCUUUGCCUACACUUGUGCUGUCUCUAUCGAUCCAAUGACUUCCAAUGUGUACCCAUUAGCCUCUUACAGAACCUCCUUGUACUCCAGAAUGAUCUUCCGGGUCGCUCUAUUCAUGAUUGUAUUGCAGUUACAUGUCGCGCUGGCGCAAACCUCUCUGCCUUUACCUUCGAUCACGUCAAGUCCAGACCUAGACUGUACAAAUAGUACAAAUCAGGAUUACUCGAGUUGUUCAUCAUCAUUAUCAUCAUCAUCAUCAUUAGCAACAACAACAACAACAACAGAGUCGGCAGAAGAAUCAGAAUCAUCGUCAAUAUUAUCCACAACAUCGACCACUGCCACCAGUAACAGCCAUUUGCCGACUUCUCUAUCCGUUUCCGCUUCCUCCGCUCCGUCCAAUACACCAAGAUUAACACCCACACCUUUUGCACCUCAGCCUAGCGUGAAUACAACUGGAUUUGAUUAUGGAAAUACUGGACCAUCCAAGUCUGAAGAGAGCUGGCUCAAGAAGAACAACCGAUUUAUAUUUGUAAUUGUCCUGGGUGUGGUUGUGGGCGGUUUGAUUAUCUGGUACAUAGUAAGAAGUGUCCAGGGUAUGCGGAGACGAUUGGAGCAGGAGAACCAUGCACAGAUGCUGAUGCUCCAGCAAGCCCAGGCUGGACGAAACGACCACCAUCACCGUGUGAUUCCCGAAGAAAGUUUCAAUGGUUACAAAAUGGAAUUAUCUUCAUCUACAAUCCCUAGCUCGCCAGCAUCACCUCUCGCUCCGUAUAAAACCCCAACUGGGUUACCAGCUUCCUAUUGUGGGAUGGGGCUUUGCUCUCCUACACAUUACUACAUUUCUCAAUUAGCAACCUUGCAAUACCUCUUUUAUAUUGUACUUGGACGUACCAAGAUACGCGGGCACUAUUUUGUGAAACAGGAGUUUGACCAUUGUGGUUUUGGUUCAAAUUAUCGAUAUAUUGCCAAAUACUGUGCUUCCACUCUCAAUUUACCGGAUCUUUGA